AUGACGAACUUCGAAGUGCAGGGCAACUAUCUGGAAGCCCUCACUAGCUUCGUCUUGCCACACCUAAGGGAUUGGACAAGCUUACUGCUCAUCUACGCUCUGGCGAUCCGCAAAAUGCAUGAUCCAUCCUACCUCGAUGGUAUUGCAGACUACUUCCAGAGCGUGGCCGGCGGUAAGGGCAACUUGCGGCAUCUGGCUGACCCCAAGUCUAGUACCGCCAAUGAGCAGCAUGAGCAGUCGUGGAAAGAGAAUCUUUCCCAGGUGAAGCAUCUCAUCGCCGUCGGUGCCCUCGAUGAGCAUCGUAGUGCUAGAUGGGGGGAGAUGCUGGAAUGCGAUGUGUAUGUCGGA
This is a messenger RNA of Perkinsus marinus ATCC 50983, 348 nucleotides long. RefSeq lists its product as hypothetical. The transcript has 2 exons. Lineage: Eukaryota; Perkinsozoa; Perkinsida; Perkinsidae. The annotation marks the transcript as partial. The record is from RefSeq and is a predicted model, not a curated record.